UCGAAAUAACCUUGCGAGCGAAGACUAAAAGUUCAUACUGCAGCCUCGUUGAGGAGUCGGAUACGGGUGGAUCAAUCUCUCCGUGAUACUUACACUAGCCAACGUCGAGAGCGGCAUCACUUCCGUCCCACAAUAGAUUCAUCUCGUCGUCGACUCCACACGAACUACAGAUCUUGAAAGCUAAGUCCAGCUACAGCCAGAUACACAACCUUCGCACAGCUCAGCGACACGUAUCUUCCCCGCUCAAUACACCUCCGUCUACACCUCAUCUUCCUCCACAACACCGGCACAAUGUCCGCCCUCCUAUCUCAACUCGACACCCUCAGCGACACCUUCCAAUCGCACCUCCCACCCCAACUCCAACCAUACUUCACCCGCUCGAACCUCCAAACGAUCCUGCGCGUCAUAGUCAUACUCUCAACAUUCCUUCUCUUCCAACCCCAACUCGACCGUCUCCUUCGCAAACUUGCAGGCAAACCAGAUCCGCGACAAGCCGAGAUCGACGCGCGCCUCGAAUUCCUCAAACAGCAAAAAGAAGGCGGAGUCCUAGGUGGCAUGCCCUCGGCCUCGUUGGGCGGCAGAAUACCCGUCGUCAACAGAGAAGGCAAAAUCGUGAAGCUCAUCAGCCCGGAAGAAGCCGAGGCCUUGAAGAGGGCACAGUCCGCGAAAAAGAGCCCGGCAAAAACUGCAGCUGGGAAGAAGGGCAAGAAAAGUGGGAAAUGAACAAUACGUCCCUGUUCACAAAAGCUUUAGGCCUGCUCUUUCUAGUUACCACCAUAUCAAGUGCCAGUUUCUCUUUCUACACACGGUGCGGCUACAAAACUAGUACAGCCGCCUCAACUCAUCGCCCCAAGCUCGAGCUUCUUGGACACUCACAUUGAGCGCCUGCUCCAUCAAUCCGCCCUCCCUCAGCACCGUCUCAAGCUGCUGGUCAUCCAAC
Exophiala viscosa is the source of this 940-nucleotide messenger RNA. RefSeq lists its product as uncharacterized. The record is from RefSeq and is a predicted model, not a curated record. Lineage: Eukaryota; Fungi; Ascomycota; Eurotiomycetes; Chaetothyriales; Herpotrichiellaceae. The coding region runs from base 292 to 723 and encodes 143 amino acids. The transcript has a single exon.